Molecule: messenger RNA, 801 nt
Organism: Gastrolobium bilobum
Lineage: Eukaryota; Viridiplantae; Streptophyta; Magnoliopsida; Fabales; Fabaceae
Exons: 1
Coding region: 1-801 (266 amino acids)
Source: RefSeq, a predicted model, not a curated record
AUGGAAAACUCAGAGGAAAUAGAAAAGAAGAGAAAGAAGGUAGAAGAAGAGAGUGAUCUUCUUACUCUUUCGCUAUCACGCCGUUCAGUAAGAGCCAGACAGAAUCCCCCUCCAGAGGUACCGCCAAUACCAUCCCAAUCCCAAUCAGUCACAGUUCAGUUUAAUAUGUCACAUACCUCACCACAUCAACAAUUACCCUUUCAAUUACCAUCGAAUCCUCAAGGCUCAACUAACCUUCGUGAAGGCACAUUGUCCCCACCUGUUCGCCCUCGUCGUACACGAACUCAAGGUCCACGCGAAGAGAAUAAUGAAAUCAUCCCUCCACCAUUCCCAUGGGCCACCAAUCGCAAAGCUACUGUCCACAGCCUCAAUUAUCUCUAUCAAAACCAAAUUUUAACUAUCACAGGAGACGUUCAGUGCAAGAGGUGCGAUCGCAAGUUCGGGAUGGAGUAUAAUCUGAAGGAGAAAUUCGAUCAAGUUAAGAAUUACAUUUCGAUGAAAGAAUCCACCAUGCGUGAUAGGGCCCCAGACGUUUGGACCAGUCCAAUGUUGCCAACUUGCAAGUAUUGCGGACAAGAAAAUAGCCUUAAACCCAUCGUUGCGCAGAGAAAAAAAUCAAUUAAUUGGCUAUUUCUAUGGCUAGGGCAAAUGCUGGGUUGUUGCACGCUUGACCAAUUGAAAUAUUUUUGCAAGCACAACAAAAAGCAUCGGACUGGUGCCAAAGAUCGAGUUCUUUAUCUCACUUAUCUUGAACUCUUCAAACAGCUCGAUCCCAAUUUCGUCCUCAAUCAUCCAUUUUAG